This is a messenger RNA of Stylonychia lemnae, 672 nucleotides long. NCBI's taxonomy places the organism in Eukaryota, Ciliophora, Spirotrichea, Sporadotrichida, Oxytrichidae. The record is from the annotation of a GenBank genome assembly.
AUGGGAAUUCUUAUUGUGUACGCUACAUUUGAUCUCGUAAUAAAAAAUCAUAUCUAUGAACUAACAUCUUACUUCUUCCUUAUGAUAUUGAUGAUAUUUGUCAAUGCUUUGCAAUACGUCUAUAUAAAUCGCCAUUUGGUUUCUAAAAGAUUUUCCUUUACAAGAGAGAAGUCUAAGCUAGUGAUGGCAACUUGCAUAUUCACAGUUAGUUUACUCUAUAGAGUAAUAUACAAUCUAAUGAAAGAAGUAGCACCAGACUCAAUUAGAAAAAUUGAAGACUAACAAUCAAAUGACUUCUCAACAGAUUAGACUGAUUCAAUUAAUACUGAUUCUAUACUGAAUGAAGUGAGUUAAAAGAAUGGUUUAUUCAAUGGGAGUACAGUUGAAGUUAUUGAUGAAUUUAAAAUUCUAAAAUCGAAUAGAAUAAGUGAAAAUACUUUGUAGAACUACAUGCCGCAUUCAAAUAACAAAUAUUUUUAGCAAUAAAGUCCAACUCAUCAGGGUUUUAUUGACUAAGAUAUUGGAUUGAAAUCUAGAACAAAUACGAAUAAAGUUCAUAUUCUAUUAUAGCAUUCACCAAUUUAGGAGGAGGUCCAAAUAAAAAGUGGCAAUACUAUCAACUGUAAUCUUGAAGAAUCUGAAUUUUGUGACGAUACUACAUUACCCUAGUGA